This is a messenger RNA of Electrophorus electricus (electric eel), 6733 nucleotides long. RefSeq names its product bromo adjacent homology domain-containing 1 protein. Lineage: Eukaryota; Metazoa; Chordata; Actinopteri; Gymnotiformes; Gymnotidae. Gene Ontology annotation, molecular function: transcription cis-regulatory region binding; chromatin binding. Gene Ontology annotation, cellular component: chromatin silencing complex. Gene Ontology annotation, biological process: negative regulation of DNA-templated transcription; heterochromatin formation. The record is from RefSeq and is a predicted model, not a curated record.
AUGCCUCUGUCCUCUUUAGAUUCUGUUGGAAAGCAUGUGAUGACCCAAGCUCGGAAAAAGGGUUCCCUCAGCUACUGCCAUGGCGAGGGUCAUGACCGUGUAGAUGGCUGGACCCAUGGUAAAACCAUGGGCAGAUCUUGGCCUGAACGUUGUUCAAAAGAGCACAAAGCUCUGAAGGGGGUGGCCAAGAGAGGCAAGCAAAAGGGACGAGACCACAUGGAAGGAUGGAUCCUCAAUGAAUGUAAGAGUAGAGCCAGGCUGGAGCAUUCUCUGAAAAAGAGCAGGACUGCAAAGGGCGUGGCUAAGAAAGGCAAGGCGACAGUGUCCAAGAAGCUAAGGGAAGAGCGGAACAGGAAGCUCUACCCACUGCGAAGGAGGAGCUGCUCACCGGAGGCAGAGCCCUUAGGCUGCCAUGUCAUCCUUACCCGCCUGCAGGAGGGCAGCUUGGAGCAGGGCAAUGACUUUCAUAAGGACGAUCCAAACACAGGCCGAAGAAAAAUUCCGCAAAAGAGGAAUGUCAAACCUAACAAAAAGCUAGAGAAAGCCAAGGAGUCAUUGCGAAUGCCAUCUAAAACAAAAUCAGAAGCAACUGUCAGUAAAACCCUAGCUCAGGAGCCACGCAAACGCCGACUUGCUUCUCUCAAUGCUGAGGCGGUCAACAGCCUGCUGCUGGAGAAGACAGAUGCGCCACUUGGCAGUAAACUUGCUAAGAGACAUCUGCAUGAGGUACCGCCUGCUGUUAGUGUGGACCACAAUGCAAAGAUAUGCUCUAUUUCAAAAAGGGCCACUCAAGCCCACAGGACUGAAGAGUGCCAGAGCCCCAAGCAAGCAGAGAAAGGCAAGGUGGAGGAGAGUGAUGACAAUGCGUUGAGACUAUACGCUCCCACUCCCAGGCGCCUUGCUGGACUCAAUGCUGCUGCCCUACUGAAGCUCACCAGCUCCACCACGGGGAACAAGCAGCGGGUGAAGUCGGAUGGAAAGGCCGCCUGCGUGACGGGGAAGCAGGCUCCACGCUGCAAAGCCAGGGUGCGACAGCCUAAGGCACAGGGCUUCAAACCAGCCUCCCCACUUGGCUGCUGUGCGGUGUGUAAGAGCAGGGCAGGUCUGGAGUCCAGACUGAAGUGGGAAGGGGCCACCUGCCACCACCACCUAACCAAACCGGGGUUCCAGUCGCGCAGUAUGAUGGGAUAUCCCCUUAAGGUGGUGAAAGAGGAGCAGGUGGAGGCGGAGCUUAGUCCUUACUAUUGCUGCCCUCCAGAGGGCUCCGUGGAGUACUGCCACAGGCUGGCACUCUUCUUGGGGCAGAAGGCCUAUAGUGAGACAGAUGAGCACCCCAUGACCUCAGUGAAGCACGAAUGCCUGGUUCCCCCGUCUUCACUGACGCACCCUGCCCUCACCCUCAGUGCCCACCCAUGCUUGUGCGCAGACCCCUGCUACUCUAGUUACUAUGUCCACAUCACUCAUCCAGGGCCGCCUUCAGCUAGCCUGAGUUCGCAGCCUCUACCUUGUGCACACAGCUCUUUGUGUCCCAGCAGGCUGCCCAGGUCCAAGCUGCUGGCCUCCUCCAUGCCCCAUGCCUCAGGUAUCCCACACCCUGCCUUCUGCAAUUCGGUGGGGUCGCCUUGCUUCAGCGAGGGUUGCAGGGUCGGCAGCUACGCGUUCAGUGCUAUGCAGCCAGUCACCAGCAGGGCGUGCUCUUACGCAACAGGCUGCUCCAACUGUAGCCAUCAAAUUAAAACAGAAGGCUACUCUUCACCUCAAGGGGAUCAUGCUUCCUCACUACUGGCAGCCCCAGCCUUGCCCCUGUCUGCCUGCCCGGUGCCCAGGUUAAGCCCAUCCUCCACAGCUGUGCCGCGUCUCCUGUCCACCCUCCCAGACAACAGACAGACAGAGGUCAGGCUUCCAGGAACCAGGAAAUGUCCACAAAGCACCAAACCACCCAGUGGCUCCAUUGCUACGGGACGUGGCAGGCUGUCUCAGAAGCAACCUGCAUCCAGCCCAGUGAGUGUGAGGCAGCCGAAAAGGGUACAUCGCCACCGCGCCACAAAUGGCUGGCGUCCUUUCGGAGAGCCCACAGAGAGAGAGGUCUUCAUCGCGGGGGAAGACGAGACAGCACUGAGACAGUGUUAUGAGGGAGUCGAGCGAGAUGGAGAGGUGAUCCGUGUCCGAGAUACCGUGCUACUGCGCUCUGGACCUAGAAAGAAAUCCCUACCUUAUGUGGCUAAGAUCUCAGCUCUGUGGGACGACCCUAAGACAGGAGAGCUGAUGAUGAGUUUGUUUUGGUACUAUCGACCUGAGCACACACAGGGAGGCAGAGAUCCCAGCAUGCACUGUGAGAAUGAAAUAUUUGCCUCUCGGCAUCAAGAUGAAAACAGUGUGGCAUGUAUAGAGGAUCGAUGCUAUGUUUUGCCGCUAGCACAGUACUGUAGAUUUUGUGCCUUGGUAAAGCGCCGACUGGAGGGAGUGCCCGAGUGUGCCCCAGUGGUGCCCCGUCCCUCCAACAGUGCCAUCCCCUCUCACCGACUUGUGCCCGAGGACGUCGAUCCUGAGCUGGUUUACCUGUGUCGCCAUGUCUACGACUUCCGUUACGGCCGCAUACUGAAGAAUCUGCAGUAAAAGUGUGGGCUGGCAGCCAACACGUAGCUGCAACCCACACGUGAUGGAGAGCCUCCAUACCUCCAGGACUCCUACUGAACCUGCUGGCUUCUUUUGUUCUAACCAUCAUGAUUCAUGGAAAGAGAGGUUUUAAUUUGCUGUAAAUGAAAACGGAGGCUACGAGGGUGGCGAGACGCUGAAGGGACGUCCGGUAUAAUUUAAAAGAAAGCUGGGAGCUCUGAAAGGGGUCCAGAUACAUGGGCAAGGUUAUCUUUAAGAUGAGUCCACAUUCCCCAGAGUGGCAGUGUCUAAGGUGAGUGUUAUUAGAGUGCAAAUGACCGCUUUAUUCAUUUGAUAUUACCCCAACGUAGGACAAAUGUAGUACUUAUUUCACUUUCAGACUUGCCUUCAAGGUGAAGGGGGUAUAUCUCUAGUGAUUUGUCUUGUACACUGGACUACAACACUGGUGGUGGGAGUUAAAUGAAGCUGCCAUUUCAGAUUCUGAGUGUAAUCUAAACUUCUGUUCUUCAAAGUGCGACUUAAAGUGUAACACAACUACACUCAACUGGAGUUCUGCAGUCACCCGUUAACUCUGGUUUAGUUUACUGGAGUAUACAUGUGGACAGGGGGUCAAGAGGAAGUGGACAAAUCAUGUUGUUGUUUUUGUUGGAGCAGAUAUUUUCAGUUCUGCUGUUUUCUGUGUACGACUAAGUACAGUAAAUUUUACCAUUCAAUUUAGUGAACAAUGAAUUGAACCUCGAGUUCAGAUGGCAGUGGGGAUGUUUGCCCUUUUCUCCUCUCCAUGUUUUGCCUUAUUACUUGCAGGUAGCUCUGUAGGCAGCUAGUUUGACCCAAUCUUCAAUGACUACCACUCCUGUAAUAAACCAAACCAAAGGCUGCACAGUGUUAAUCACCAUUGUCACUAAUUACACCCCCAAAAUUUGCCUGGGCCCUCGAUUGAAAAAAGUGAUUCACUUCUUUUCAUUUUGUAAUAUGUUUUAUAAUAUAUUGAAUUGAGAUACUCAAAACAUAUAAUGAGUAUAUUUUGAGUAUUUCUUUAACAAACCCCUGCCCGUUUUCCCUUGCUUCUAGUUACCCUAGUGAAAUUGCACUAAUUCACUCCUUGAGUAUUACUCUUCUCUUUUUUUGUUGCUCUCUUUGGCUCUGCUAGUAAUUUUCCUUUAGAUUUAGGCCUAUGGCUCUGAUUCCAUCAACACUGCACACUGCAGUGGUUUGGUCAGCAAAGAAGCUUGAGAAUGUCUCUCAGCACUCAAAGAACAAAUCUCAACAUGAGGUAGCCAUAGUUUCUGGCUAUGCAGCAGGUUUCACAGGUGUAAACAAUAUAGGAACUGUGUUGCUCAUUGGCUAAUUCUCUGUUUGUUUUUUUGCCUUGGCACAACUUUUGGUUAGUAAUGGGAUUCUGUGAGAGUGAGGGGAAAAACAACUCCCAAGACUCUCUAGCCUGGUAUUGGGCAGCACAAAUCUAAGGCUGGUAAUGACCUGGAAACUACCUUUAUUGAAGAAUUAAUACUAAUAACCAGUCAUAUGAACACUUGUUUGUGUGGAUCAGCAAUACAUGACAGCUCAUUUAUCUCAUUUAACUCUAUGCAUUCAAAUGAUUCACAUGAUCUUCCUCUGUGCCGAGGAGUGAGUGAUUGUUGCUAUUGUUUGUUCUGGAUUUGCUUUUUUCAUUUUGCUGCAUUGGGCAUUGGUCCCUGGAUUCUGCAUUGUGUUGAUUGAAUCAGGGCCUUUCUGCUAAAACUAUUUGGAGCUGGUAUACUAAAUCUCAACCUCCAAGCUUUGAAUGAAAGACUUAAACUUGAUCAACUCUCUUCUAGGAAAUGUUGCACCUUCUGUAUUAGUUAGGAACAGAAAAUAAGUUAGGAUCAGAACAAUGCUCCGGGCUAUAUGAAGUCAUUUUUUUCCAUGCUUGUGAUCUGCACAAGAUAAGGAGUUGAUUUUGUUGUUUAAUUCUCUACCAUGAACUAUGUCCAUGCUCAUGUAUUCAUUAUUCAAACAUUGAACUUUUGUACAGUGGUAUCAGAAUUUCUUCUUUAAAGUAGUUUAGAUGAUUUUUCCAGCAUUAGUGUAUCUAAUAUAUGUAAGUGUAUGUUUAAUGUGUACAAAAUAUCCAGGACCUGUUUCAUUCCAUUGCAUCAUUGGCACAGAUGUUGCUGCAAUUAUACCUUGAUCGCCAGGUCUUCUCCAAAAAAACAUACAAAAAAAAACAAACUAUAUUAAUAGUAUUGUGGUUUAAAAGAAAAGCUUUUGAUCCCAUAUUCGUAAAAAGGUUUCUCUGUUUUUCAAUUUGUCCUAAGACAGAUAUUUUAUUAAGUCUAUUUCUAAAGGUAGAAUAUGCAAUAUAUUUUUGGGACUAUUUUUGAGGAAUCUAUUUAAAUCAAAGUCCUUAUAUUGUUUUGUCUAAUUAAAAAUUGUUUUGAUGUGGAUCAUAAAUUUAAAAAAUAAUAAUAACCAAAUAGGCAUGAGCUUAAACAUGGACAGUGUUUCAUUUUAUUAUGUUAGAAUCCAAAGGUAUGGAGUACUUGAGAGCCAUCAGUGGAGGAAGAAAAUGAAAUGUACAUAUCUUGAUUAAGGAAUCACCAGACCAUCUUUCAAAUGAGAUAAAAUGUUGCACAAUACAUUUCUAUUACUUAGGAGACUUGUAAUUAUAUUUAAAGAAGUUAUUUAACAUUGAGUAUACAAACUAUAUAGAUAUCUAUAUUUCAAGUAAACAAGUCAUCUUAGUUGAAAAGUGUUUUGAAGUGCUAUUGCAAUACUUGUGGUUUUAAUUGUCAUGUUUUUGUUUGUUUGUUUGACUUGUUUAAUUUUUUUAAGUUGUAAAGUCUUCAGUAAAAUAACUAAAUUGUUGUAUUUAUAGAAACCCAAGUUGGCAUCAAGGGGUUAAAAACCAAAGCACUCUCUUUGAUUGAGGCCCCCGUGUGUAUAUGCAUACAUGUGGGGCAGUUUUGGCAACUAGUAACUAUAAAGUGCUGAUGUCACUGCAGAAAGGCUUCUUUCACCAUACCUUAGUGAGAUAGGUACUUGAAUUAUCAGUUGCUGUGAAUCAUUUUCAUAUCAUACAAUAUUCACUAUACAUGUGGCCUUUUCCUAUUUACUGUAAUUUGACUUUUGUUUGGUUUAUUGGAAAUGAGCCAAAUAUUACCUAAUUACACUCGCACAACAAGUCUAUCUUAAAUUAAAAGCAUGGUAGUUUACAAAUGGUGUAAACUUCAGAAUGCUGUCCUCUGAAUGCAUAAUGGACCAAGAAGACCAGGUGACAAAACUUCACAACACUGGUUGUUUGUAUAUGGACACAUACUGAGACUGCUAUUUUUGCUUUGUUUUUUCUUUCAUUUUCAUUUUUGAAAAACAACAAAAAAAUAUUUUUAAACAUAUUUCAUGAUAUUGGUUGAUUUCUAGAGAUUGUUACAUGUGGUCUUUGAGGUUUCUUGAACACUAGAUUACCAGCAUGUUCCAGGGAGACCCUAAGAGCCGAGUGCCUCCUCAUGGGACUCCUUCACAGCAAGGUUUUUCAGAACAGUGGUUAACUCACCAGACUAUGAUGGAGUGCUGACUAAACCUGGAGCAAAUAGCAAAUCUUUUACAUGCACUUCUCUCUUCAUUCUUUUCAUACUUAGAUGCAGGUGAAUCUUCAAUUCUUGUUGGUAACCAUAGUAACUAGUUACAUAUUUUAUGUGGAUGUGUACAUUUUUAAGGAUGUGGAAUCUCUCCGUAUCACAGGAGUUGACCACUUUUCUGCAAUGAAAAUCAAUGAUGUGGCUUUGCACGAUUCAAAAUUCCUUUUUAAUCAUAACCACAAUGACCAAAAACAAGAGGUGUUUUGGUUUUUUGGUUUCCCCUCUCCUGACCAAUACUAAUAUUUAUUUUUGUUUGCAUUCUAUGUUGCUAGUUUAAUGCUUAUUGCUAAUAUAUAUUUUGAUAGAGUAGGAAAAUGGAUUGAAGAAGCUAUUUUUGGUCACUGCGUUGGGGGGGGGGGGGGGUAAUGUUUGUAUCAGACCAUUUGUGUCGCUUUGUCAUGCACUCGUUUUUUUCUUUUUUUCCUCAAUGACAACAAGAAUCCCUGCUGAUUAUUGUUCAAAUGAAAGAGUAUUUAUAAAAAAAAGUCUUUUUGUUAAAA